Messenger RNA from Osmerus eperlanus (European smelt), 3899 nucleotides. It is a transcript of the gene invs, whose product is annotated as inversin. NCBI's taxonomy places the organism in Eukaryota, Metazoa, Chordata, Actinopteri, Osmeriformes, Osmeridae. The record is from RefSeq and is a predicted model, not a curated record. The transcript has 19 exons. The coding region runs from base 385 to 3264 and encodes 959 amino acids. Gene Ontology annotation, molecular function: protein binding.
GUUUGCGGUCCGAAACGUUUCGCUUGGACAACUUCACCCCAUAGUUUCUGUAGAGAAAGGCGAGGCGAAGGGUACCGUUAUAAAAAAAGAAAAGAAAUAAGAACGAAGCCAUGUAAACAAAGUGAUUUAGAAUGGCAAUGGUAUUAUCUUGAUAUUCUCGUUUUAGGUAGCUAGCUAGUUUGUUAAAUUCAUAGUUUGACAUCAGUGAUUUUGGGUAAGGACUAAGGUGGGCACGCUCAGUGUGUGGGUGAGCUUCUUUCUCUGGCCCAGCAGGAGCAGGGAUCAGAGUAGGUAGGGGAGCUGGGCAAGCUGUCAGACCCACCAAGGAUGCACUGAGCUGGGUAACAGCUGCUGAGGCCACCCCUUAGCACAACCUGCGCGGCCAUGGCGUCUCUCAGCUCCGCCUCUCCGGGCUCCCAGGUCCACGCCGCCGCCGUCAACGGAGACAGGAGCACCCUGGCCAAGCUGCUCACUGCAGAACCAGCGCUAUGCAACCAUGAGGACCAGUUUGGUCGCUCCCCGCUGAUGUACUGCGUCCUGGCCGACCGUCUGGACUGUGCUGAGGUCCUGCUGAAGGCUGGAGCCUCUGUCAACAAGACCGACCACAGCCAGCGCAGCGCCCUACACCUCGCUGCACAGAAGGGUAAUGUUCGCUUCCUGAAGCUGCUGCUCUCCAGACGGGCUGACUGGCUCCAGAAGGAUCUAGAAGAGAUGACCCCCCUUCACCUGGCCACCCAACACUCCUCCCUCAAGCCCCUAGCCCUGCUCCUCAAAUACAUAGGUCCUGGGGAGGUGGACACCCAGGACAGGAACAAGCAAACAGCCCUCCACUGGUCAGCCUUCUAUAACCGUCCGGAGCAUGUUCGUCUUUUGAUCAAGCAUGACUCCAACAUCGGUAUCCCAGACAGUGAGGGUCGGAUCCCUCUGCACUGGGCUGCACACAGCCAGGAACCCAGCGCUACUCACACCGUGCACUGCAUCCUGGAAGCAGCCCCGACAGAGUCCCUGCUGAACUGGCAGGACUACGAGGGCCGCACUCCUCUGCAUUUUGCCGUUGCCGAUGGAAACGAGGCGGUGGUGGAGGUGCUGACUUCAUAUGAAGGCUGCAGCGUCACUGCAUAUGACAACCUUUUCAGAACCCCCUUACACUGGGCUGCUCUGCUGGGCCAUGCGAGGAUUGUUCACUUGCUGUUGGAGAGGAACACAUCUGGCACCAUUCCCUCAGACAGUCAGGGGGCCACGCCCCUGCACUAUGGUGCCCAGAGUAACCAUGCUGAGACGGUGUCCGUGCUCCUCUCUCACCCCUCAGUGAAGGAUGAGCCCGACCUGGAGGGACGGACGGCGUUCCUGUGGGCUGCUGGGAAGGGCAGCGAUGACGUCAUUCGCACCAUGCUCUCCCUCACCCCCCACCUCGACAUCAACAUGGCCGACAAGUAUGGAGGCACUGCGCUGCAUGCUGCUUCUCUGUCAGGCCAUGUGAACACGGUGAGUGUGCUGCUCCAGCAGGGGGCACAGGUGGACGUCCUGGACGUGAUGAAGCACACACCACUGUUCCGUGCGUGUGAGAUGGGCCAUCGAGACGUCAUCCUCACGCUCAUCAGAGGCAGUGCCCGUGUUGACCUGGUGGAUGUGGAUGGACACAGUGUUCUUCACUGGGCGGCGCUGGGGGGAAACGCCCAGGUGUGCCAGGUGCUGAUGGAGAACGGGAUCAGUCCUAAUGUACAGGAUGUAGCUGGGAGAACUCCUCUGCAGUGUGCUGCUUAUGGAGGGUACAUCACCUGCAUGGCUGUCCUCAUGGAAAACCACGCCGACCCUAACAUACAGGACAAGGAGGGCAGAACAGCCCUCCACUGGUCCUGUAAUAACGGCUAUCUGGACGCUGUCAAGCUGCUGCUCGGCUGUGGUGCCUUCCCCAACCACAUGGAACACAACCAGGAGAGGUACACUCCUCUGGACUAUGCUCUUCUGGGGGAGCACAGUGAGGUGACCCAGUACAUGCUGGAGCACGGAGCUCUGUCCAUCGCUGCCAUCCAGGACAUUGCUGCUGCCUCCAUCCAGGCGCUGUACAAGGGCUUCACCGUCCGCAAGGCCUUCAGGGAGAGGAAGAACCUGCUCAUGAGACACGAGCAGCUACGCAAGGACGCCGCCAAGAAACGGGAGGAUGAGCUACGGAGGCGGGAAGCCGAACAUCAAAUCUCAUUGGCCAGGUCAGAGAGACAGAAGAUGUCAUUGGCCAAGUCAGAGAGACAGAAGAUGUCAUUGGCCCGUGCUGAGUUGGAGCAGAUGUCAUUGGCCGAGCCCACGCUGGACCCAGCGGUGUGUGAGACCCUGACCCUGCCCAGGGGGAAGAGAAACACACGUACAGACCUGGAGCAGAGACACAGAGCACACAGGAGCAGCCCCUCCAGGCCUCCAGCCCCUCCCCCUCCCGUGACUUCUGACCCUGUGGCCUCUGGCUCCGCCCCCAGCCCCCAACACAGACCCCCCACCACCGCCAAGGCAAAGAGACGCAUCUCUGCAAACACACACACUCUCUCCAACAAACACACACACACUCCCUCUAAUACACACACUCCCUCCAACACACACACAUUCUGCGACACCAAGGAACACAUUCCUAGAAUAAAGAUGGACAAUCGAGGGAAGACACACACACACCCCAUCAAAACACACACAAACAGUCCUGUACAGGAACACCCACUGGUUAACGCAGGGAGCAGACCCUGCACACACACUCCCUCCCCAAGGCUAUGCGCUGCUAUGGAUGAUUCACAAAGAACAUACACUGCUCCUGCCAGCACACACGCCCUCAGCAGCGGUGGAGCCGGGGAAGGAGACAGAGAGGAGGUGAGGAGCCGCCAGCAGGCAGCCUGUACCAUCCAGCGUGCCUGGAGAAGUUUCCAUGUCCAAGGGAGUCAGAGGCGUGGCGUGGGCUCAGAGGGGGUGGGGCCUGCAGAGGCCACCUCCCAUCUUCACUCAGCCAACAGGAACCGAACCUCUGGCCAAGCUCCGCCUACUAAGUCAGCAGCCAGCAAGAACUCAGCGCUGCAAAGCAUCUAUGGAAGCUCGUUAGCCAGGCGGGGGCGCUGGCUCAGAGGGGCUCACUCCCAGAUCCUGCUGGGCACAUCUCUCCACACACCCAACCAGCUGAGCAGUAUGGAGUGUGUGCACCUGUCUGAGUCAGUGGGGAAAGCCAGGCAGUAUUCCUAUCACCUCCGACCCCACAGCGCCGGGCAGGGGCCUGGAGGCCGAGGGAAGCACUGAGGCCAUGGAGGCUGGAGGCCAGGGGGGCUGGAGGCCAGGGGGGCUGGAGGCUAUGGAGGCUGGGGGCCAGAGCCCCACACAUCGCUGAGGCACGUUGGAGUCCCUCAUCCUCUCACCACGGCGGCUUCACUCCAGGUGUUGGCCAGACCGCACCACUCCCUGUGGCUGUUCUAAAUACAGCCAUGACAUCACAGCCGUGACCUCACAGGACAGAGUGAUGUCUGUGGAAGUAGUGUGUGCGCAAGAUAACCUUUUGGUUCAUUGUAGAGAAAGGAGCACACACACACAUGCACCCUCAUACAAGAUAACCUUUCCUCCUGUGUGGAGACAGUCUAUCAACAACAGGUCAUACCGUAAGCCCACCUGCAGCCAGAUGUACAUGUACGUACACACACACACACACACACCAGAAGAUACUCAGAUGGACUUUAGACAUACCGCUAUCAGAUAUAACCUGUUUCCAUGGGAACAUGGAAUAUUUCAUUUCUGCAGUGCCGUUCUCCAGUAUGUGUCAGUUACAGACAAGCGCAAACGUCUUCCCAGUCUGGACCUACAAUACCUCAGUGUUGAACAGUCAAUCAUUUAACAAUUAUUGGAAUAAAAAAAGAAUUACAAACUUAACUCACAUUUUAUUA